Molecule: messenger RNA, 2309 nt
Organism: Danaus plexippus (monarch butterfly)
Lineage: Eukaryota; Metazoa; Arthropoda; Insecta; Lepidoptera; Nymphalidae
Product: prostatic spermine-binding protein
Exons: 1
Source: RefSeq, a predicted model, not a curated record
UCCGAGGACCAGCCCCAAGGGGCUGGGACAGAUGCUGUCGAUAAUGUGGACAAUAUAGACAAUGUGGACAAUUUAGUCAGUGUUGAUAAUGUGGAUAACAUGGACAAUUUGGAUAGUGUGGACCUUGUGGAUAAUUUGGAUGAUAUGGAUGACUUAGAUGAUUUGGAUGAUUUGGAUGAUUUGGAUGAUUUGGAUGAUGUGGAUGAUAUGGAUGAUGUCAAUGAUGAAGAUGAUGCGGAUGACGCGCAGAAUGUGGAUGAUGUGGAUGAUGUCAAUGAUGAAGAUGAUGCGGAUGACGCGCAGAAUGUGGAUGAUGUGGAUGAUGUGGAUGAUGCGGAUGAUGCAGAUGAUGCGGAUGAUGCGGAUGAUGCGGAUGAUGCGGAUGACGUGGAAGAUGUGGAUCAUUCGGAUGAUUCGGAUGACGUGGAUGAAUCAAGCAACUCAAAGUGAAGCGAAAGUGUAUGUGUUGGUUGCAAAUGAGCUUAUAGUGGUAUCGUGAUAUUGAUUAACCCAACUGCAGACUUUGUUUUGUAUGAUGUCUUAUUAAUACUCAAUAGAUGCUUAGGACAUAAAUUAAUUAUCAGUUUUCAAAGUCUUGUGUACACAAACAGCUGAUUAUACAGAAUUGAAAAGGUUUGAUUAAAUCUCUGAACAUUAACUUUGAGAUAUUAUUAUUAAGACAUUUUGCAUAACAUAUCAAUGUUUCUAAGUUAUGAAAUUCUAAAUUCAAAGAGUGCAAAGACUUCAGUUAAUGUAGAAUAUGUUGAAGUUGAGAAGUUAUAAAUAUAAGAUAAUUAAUUAUAAAUAGAUGCCACGUUAUUAAUAUAGCUCCAGUGUGGAUUAUCUUUAUUCAUAUUUUGGUAUUUUCAAAUAUUGUUUGCAAUAUAUACCACACCAUUUGUACGACACCAAAUAAUAGAUUAAACAUAAAUAAUUGUAAACAUUUCAAUAACUAUACAUUGAUUUUAAAUAUCUGUUAUAAAGAUGAUUUCAUUGUGUGUUAAACAUUUUCAAUCUUACGUCUAUGAACAUUAAUUUUACUGCUGGUUAAAGUGAGUGCCAAUUCUGUGGUUAUUUUAUAUGAGCACAUAUUAUACAGCACAAUGUAAAUGACUUAUUGAAGGUUAAAAAAUUAUAAUUUUAUUGCAUGCUGUUGCAACGGUAUAUAUUUUAUUGUUAUUUUUUUUUUUUUAAUUUAUGAGUAUUUCUUUAUGUUCCAUUCAUGCAGACAGCUAUUUCGUUUUAUAUAAUUUCUCUGUGGAUAUUUUUUUUUUAUUAUCUGUAAAUAUUGAUGUUAAUAUUGUCGUUGUAUACCUAUCCUGUUGGUGUACACACAAUUCAUGCAUCUAAUAAAUGUAAUAAUUAAGUUAAAUUAGUAUUUUGUCAUAAGAAUAUUUUUAUUAAGGAUUAUUCAAUACUUUACCACAUAUUACCUACUGACUUAAAAAAUAUAUUGUAAAUAUUAACAUAUUUAUUGCACUGCAACAAAAUGCACACUUUUAUUUUAGUUUCAUGACAAUUGAAAAUUGCUUGUAUUCUAUUUAGUUCUAGUCGCUUAUUAAUUUUUAGGCAUUGUUUAAAUAAUUACUGUAGUGGGGGUGACCAAAAAAAAAAAAAAAGAAUGCAAAUUUCUUUCAUUAUGAUUGAGGCUAAUUUUGAAAAAUUGUUUCUGAUUUCAUAUUAAGUAUGUAUAAAUUAAAAUUAAAUCAACUUGUAAAUAAUGAAUCGACGUGUAUCACAAUUUUUACAAUCAACAUUGGUUUUAAUAGGAAGUUACAAAGGUUUUGUCAGAUUUGAUAUGUACAAUACAUAGUAAUAAGUGAAGACCAGUGGUCGCAGUAUGUAAGGUCGGAGGGCCGCCUAUAGUAUUAGAAUAGUGAAAUAUAAUCUUAUCUAUUCACCAUAACCGUACGACAUUCAGAAAACUAUACUUGACAAAAUUUUAACAUAUAAAAUAUCGUAAUGGUAUUUUUUAUAUAAAAUUUUGCCAUGUGUAAGUUUUUGUUUGAAGUGUAUUUAGAUUUAAGAAUUGUGUGCCUCCGUGUAUAAACAGAUAAUUAUAUGAAGGAUGGUAAACAUCUAAGUGAUGAAUGUUUUAUUGAACUUAUGUAACAUAGAUAUUAUAUAGUAUGUAAGGAUCGCCUUCGGGAUAAGAGACUUGUUUUGUAUGGAGCGGCAACACGUACACAUGUAUGUGAUAUUAUGGCUAGGAGCUGACGAUGUUAUGGGAAUUGAUUGGUUUGAGGCGUAACAUUGUAUCAUUGGUUACCAUAAGCACUUAUAGUAUUUGAAAUAAAUAUUUACAUUGA